Ceutorhynchus assimilis (cabbage seed weevil) is the source of this 2511-nucleotide messenger RNA. NCBI's taxonomy places the organism in Eukaryota, Metazoa, Arthropoda, Insecta, Coleoptera, Curculionidae. The record is from the annotation of a GenBank genome assembly.
AUGUUAACACUAGCGAUGCGCCAGCACACUGAUACAACUAGGGUGCCAUCUACCAGUUCCAACAACAUCAACAACAACAAUAAUAGCAAUGGGGAUGAAUUUGUUGACAUUUUACAGGUUCAACAAAUCCUAUUGGAUUCGAACCGGAGAGAUUCAUCCGGUUUGCACUCGGUUAAUUCGCAACCUCGUCUGGUAAUGGAUACCUUAAACUCCACCUCUUACUAUUACGGUAAUCCUACUUACCAUCAAACUCCGCCAGGAUCGGCAGGAGCCAGUAUGGACGAAUUGGUUGCGAUGUGGUUUAGUGGAGGAGCUAACACAUCUGAAAGAUUCUGCUCAAAAUCUCAGAUCUUUGCAAACUUUUCUAGUUCUUCUAAAGAGAAGAUUCAGCUCCUUUUGAUCUCGUUAGAUUCUCAAGAACCUUCAGAUGCUGAAUUGUUUUUUGGCAAAUGUUCAUCGCCGCAAGACCCAAAACCCAGUGACAAAAUGAUAAUGGACACUUUGGACACGUUGUCCAGCCAUCAGCAUCAUCAUCACCAUCAUCAUCCGCAUGUGUCCACUGCAUUUCUUCUAACGGAAACUGCAGCUGCUGCGGCUCAUCAUUUUAACGUGCUGAGUUUCGACACUUGUCUUUACAAGGGUAGCUCAGGUGCGAGUUCGGGCGGUAGCCCUACACCAGCUUCGAUUUGUGCCUCCGAAGGUGACACUAUCGGAAUUGAGGGAGCACCGGGUGAUCUUAAUACACCGGUUACCACUGCAGGAGACGCACCAUCUUUCUUUGGACCUAGUACUGUGGUUGAACCACCACCAAUUACAGGUACUCUCGAUCCCGAAGAGUUGUCCAUCGACCAACAAAGUCAGCAACACCAAACGUCACCACACCAUUCACCAAACAGCUCGCACCUGACUGAACGAGGCACGCCUCAAGAAUCAGCACUAAGUCCCAAAGAAGACAGUACGAAUCAAAGUUCUUUAAGUACCAUGUACCCGCAUCAUUCAACUAACAACAACAACAUGGGCAAAAUGCCACAACACCGUUCAGUGUACACAAGUGCUGGAAGCCCCAAUAUGAUGGUUCAAAGUCAAGAAGGCAUGACACAACAAAAUUUGGGGCACAGCCCCUCAGCCGUCGGUCAAUGGUUACUAUCCAGUGGCGAUAAACCAAUGUACCCGUCAAUGUUUGGAUUUCUACAAGGUACUUCCAGUCAAACAAGUCAAAGUCCGCAACAGUAUUCCAGUGCCACGCCAUCUCCUGCCGGUACUCAAUACGACGAUAGAGGCACCGAGCAAUUAAUGCUCAGCAUGGAUUGUACCGCUUUGAAACAGCCCCCUAGCUAUCCAAGUUGUUCGAGUACCAGCACAACCCUCCAACUAGACAUGCAACAAAAUGAUUUAAUUUACUCGAGACCGAUUGUAGCUCCUUCGGCCAAAUACCAAUGGGAAACUCAAGAGUAUUCACCACAGGGCUCGAUAGUACCAGGUCCUAGCUCUCUAGUACCUAAACAAGAACCGUUUUCAACAUCAUGCGGAGCAGAGUUGCAGCAAAGCUCCUCACCAUACGGAGCAGUGCAACUAGCAGAAUACAACCCAUCAACAUCGAAGGGCCACGAAAUCUUAUCGCAAGUGUACCAACAGAGCGCGGUACCGCUCAAACUCGUACCGGUAAAACCGCGAAAGUACCCGAAUCGGCCGAGUAAAACGCCCGUACACGAACGACCGUACGCGUGUCCGGUGGAAAACUGCGACCGGCGGUUUUCGCGGUCGGACGAACUAACGCGGCACAUACGGAUCCAUACCGGACAGAAACCGUUUCAGUGCCGGAUUUGUAUGCGCAGCUUUUCGCGGUCGGAUCACUUGACGACGCACAUCAGGACUCAUACCGGCGAGAAACCGUUUUCUUGUGACGUUUGCGGACGGAAGUUUGCUAGGAGCGACGAGAAAAAGAGGCAUGCAAAAGUUCACCUCAAGCAACGAAUGAAGAAAGAAUCGAAACUCUCUUCAUCGAGUGCGACAUCGACAACUUCCAACAAUAAUAACAACAAUACUUCCGUCCCGACGACGCCGACUCACAUGGCGUCGCCGCACCAUCACACGCACCACCACCACCACCAUAUGCAUCCUCACCAAAUGAUUUCGACGCAUACGGUUACUAGUGAGGAGGUCCCGGUCGGCGACUGCUACAUUCUAAUUCAAGACGACUGUGAUCUGACCAGCGUUGCCGGUACCAGCACGCCUGGCGAAACUCCCAAGAUAGUUUUCAUUCAAAUAGACGACAUCCCAUCCGAACCGUUAAUGUCCGGCCAGCCGACCAUCAUCAGGCAGCCCGGUCUUCGUAUAAACAUAGAUCAGAGUGCAUCGAUCAGAGAAGAUUCCAGUCCAGUACCGGAUACUCCGACGCUGCUAUCGUUGGGCGAAGGUAUGGGCAGUACUAUCGAGUUGUUGCCAAUGAUGAGGUGCGACGAUGACGGGGGGAGUAGUGACGAGAGUGUUAGGGUGGAUGAUAGUGACUGA